Astyanax mexicanus (Mexican tetra) is the source of this 4625-nucleotide messenger RNA. RefSeq names its product coronin, actin binding protein, 1B (gene coro1b). Lineage: Eukaryota; Metazoa; Chordata; Actinopteri; Characiformes; Acestrorhamphidae. The record is from RefSeq and is a predicted model, not a curated record. Bases 676 to 2190 code for a protein of 504 amino acids. Gene Ontology annotation, biological process: actin filament organization; cell migration. Gene Ontology annotation, molecular function: actin filament binding. The transcript has 11 exons.
UAAAGCUGAAAUCUGUUGUACAUCCAGAGAUAUUUCUGAUUUUGUAACAGAAAAUGGCUAAAUGCCCCUAUGGUCUUAACAGAUAUACAGUUAUAAUUUUGCCGAGAAUACGUUAAAUCAUUAGACUAUAAUUGUGCUAUACUUACAUUUUUUUUAAUGAAUUAUAAUGUGUGAUUGUGGUUGGAUUGUGAUGAAGGACUGGGACUUUUACUGAGUAAAAUUCCUCUUCCAGGUGGCCUUUGUGUAUUAUCUCCUAUCGGCUGAUGCUUCAUAGGACACUUGCCUUAUUUCUAGGCUAUUUUCUCAGGAUAUCUGUCUCGGCGGUAAACUGUUCCUUUUUUACCUUUUAACCAUUUAUAGACGUGUUCGUUGUUAUUCUUUAUUUAACAGAUAUUUGGAUAUUUGUUUUGCGUGGGGAAAAACGAGAGAAAACCCGAAGUAGGCUAAUUAUUUUUCGUAACGUUACCUAAUGGAUUAGCUCGUGUCCCUCUCUGUGAGAGAACUGGACUCUUCCACCUGCCUCUGUACAAAACACUGACAGGCUGGGCGGAGAAGGAGAAGUGGGGUUUAUUCACUGUUUCUGCUGGAUUAUUUUUGCUUUUCGCCUUUUCUGAUACAUAUCGAAUCAGAGGGAGUCGUUCUUGGCUUUUGGAAACCCCUAACUUAACCUGAGUCAUGUCCUUUCGGAGGGGCGUGGUGAGGCAGAGUAAGUUCCGGCACGUAUUCGCUCAGGCGUGGAAGGCAGAGCAUUGCCUUGAUGAUGUCAGAGUAACACGCGUGACAUGGGAGGGGCCACUCUGCGCAGCCAAUCCCAAGUUCAUUGCCGUUAUCGUUGAGGCUGGUGGGGGUGGAGCCUUUCUUGUAUUACCACUCGCCAAGAGUGGUAGGGUGGACCAGUCCACUCCAUCUGUGUGUGGUCAUGCGGCUCCUGUGCUGGACAUUCAGUGGUGUCCACAUGAUGAUAAUAUUAUAGCUAGUGCCUCAGAAGACUGUACAGUAAAGAUAUGGCAGAUUCCUGAUGGCGGCCUCACAGCACCGAUGACUGAGGCUGUAGUAACUUUAGAAGGCCACAGUAAAAGGGUGGGAAUUGUAGCCUGGCACCCUACUGCUCUGAACAUCCUGCUGACCGCAGGUUGUGAUAACCUCCUGUGUGUGUGGGAUGUUGGCACGGGGGAGCUGGUGUACCAGCUGGGUGAUGCCCACCCAGACCUGAUCUACAGUGUGAGCUGGAACAGAGAGGGUAGUGUGAUCUGCACCACCUGCAAAGACAAAGCUCUGCGUGUCAUUGACCCUCGACGUGGAACUGUCCUUAAGGUACGAGAAAAGGCCCAUGAGGGCACCAGGCCAAUGAGGGCUGUCUUUCUGGCAGAUGGGAAGAUCCUGACUACUGGCUUUAGUCGCAUGAGUGAAAGACAGCUGGCCCUCUGGGAUGCGAGAGAUCUCUCUGAGCCAAUGGCUGUUCAGGAAAUGGACACCAGCAAUGGAGUUCUACUUCCUUUCUACGACCCAGACACGAACAUGGUCUACUUAUGUGGAAAGGGGGACUGCACCAUUCGCUAUUUUGAGGUAACUGACGAAUCGCCCUACGUCCACUUCCUCAGUCUCCACAGCAGUAAGGAGCCUCAGAGAGGGGCUGGCUUUCUCAGCAAGAGAGGAGUGGAUGUAAACAAGUGUGAGAUUGCCCGAUUCUAUAAGCUGCAUGAGAGGAAGGUUGAACCGAUCUCUAUGACUGUGCCAAGAAAGUCAGACCUGUUCCAGGGGGAUUUGUAUCCAGACACAGCAGGAUUAGAGCCCUCCCUUCUGGCUGAAGACUGGAUAGCAGGGCAGGACGCUCCUCCGCUCUUAGUCUCUCUGAGUGGUGGCUACACCGCUCCACCCUCUAAAUGCAGCACGCUGCGCGGUAGACCCAAACUCCUACCUCAGACCGACUCAACUACUGCCUCUACUGCUGCCUCUGCUACUGCUGGAACCGCUAACACUGUGACCAGAGAGCCAGAGAGUGAAGCUGUGGAGCAGCCGCAGGCCGGAAGGGAGACUGAAGGAGGGAUGGAGAGAUCGAGGAAAGAGGACGACCAGCUCUCUGACAUCCUGACUGAAAUCCGCGCCCUGCGAGCCCUGGUGUUAGCUCAGGGUCACAGGAUCGAUGUGCUGGAGAGACAGGUCGCCCGGAUUGAGGAUGGAGAUGUAUGAGAUGCGUGGCUGCGCAGAUACACACUGAAAGACCCAUAGCCUUACCCUAAUAGCUUUACAUCGCAGUGAAAGAUCAUGGGAAGUGCGGUCCAGUUGCUAAGGCAUAAUGUACAAAAAUAAUAAUAACAAUAAUAAUAAAGAUAAAAAAGAAAAGGUUUGAGCAUGGAACUUCUGCGCCCUGUUUAGAUAUGAGGUGUGGGUGAAAAUUAAUGGGCUGACAGUAUGGGAAGUGGUAUAUAAGAAAAGAGAACUGUGUGUGUUGAUAAAAGAAAAUGAAACCUCAUGGCUCGUACUGUGCAUUUCAUAGAGCUUUUACAUCAGGUACUGAUUACUGCUGCUAAUUAAAAACACACAAUCAAAUUUAGCAAAGCUUUUUGCUUUAGUCAGUGUUUUGGUGGGAUUAGCAUUUGGGCGUGUAGCUACCCAAUGCAAAUUGGAUGAAAGUUCGAAGCCUUUGAGGGGAAGAACAUAAACAAAUCCUACAUGCUGUACUCUUUAUAGUAGCCUAUCUGUUUACUGUUAACUAGAACGUAUGGUAAAUAUGCACAUUUUGACAAAAAAUCAUGCUGCAUACGAUGGCAUGGGCGCCAACUUAGAUUAAAUAUUAGGGGAUGGGGAAGGGCAUGAUUGCUCUGCACUGUUAUUGUCUAUUGUAAUAUUAUGAACAGAUCAUACAGAGAGAAAGUAGUGAAGGUGACAGAAGUAGCUGCAUGCGUAUAUGAAAAUCUUACACACUGUGCAAGGUGCAUUGAGAUGCUUAUUGCUGUCUUAAACCCCACGAAAAGUCUAAUUUCAUGCCCUCUGCUGACGACGCCUACGAAUAUGACUACGCUUAUAGGUGUGGUGGUCUGGAACUAAGGUGUGCUCAGGUAAAUUUCUGGCAUAUUUGCUAUCUCGGCAACAGAAAACAUACUGCUGCGCCACUGACUGAUUAAAACCCUGACAACAAGUUCUUCCCCAUCUUGGCAACGCAGGUACACCCCAGCUCAUAAAUGACCUGCUCACACACCUUCACAGCGUAAACACGAAGGUCAGUUUCCUCUGCUGAGAAGCACAAAAGUGCUGCACUAUUAAGAUGUCAAUACACCAAAUGGCAAGUAAAACCCAUGUUUAAUGAAAAAAAUUAGUACAUGCCUUUUGCUUGUUUCAAGCUGUGCAAAGCUUAUUUUUUGCAUUUUCCGACCAACCCAACCCCCACACACCAACACGCCCUAUAUCAACCGUUUAAUUUUCUCAGACUAAAGUUGGAUGCGGUUUUAAAGCUAAAAAUCUAGUCUCAGCCCAUCAUACACUACACGACUUUCACUUCAACUGUCAGCUCCGACUGCACUAGGGUCUACAGACUAGAGCCAAUUAACCCAGAAUCUCUACAACUGUAAAUCUGGCUAAAAGUUGUGUACUGUAACUCCAGCUUUAGAUACAGCAUCCAACAAAUCCUCCAUUAGCACUUAUUACCCAUGAACAUUUGUACUCACUUGUGAGGUUUAAGACUGGAGCUUUUUUAGAACUGUCACAUCAUGACCAUAUGCUAGCUUUUAGCACUAUCAGCAAACUUACCAGUCUUUCUCUUGGUCUUUAGGUUGCCAGAUAUGCAACACGAAAAAAAAACUGGUGUAAAAAAGAGUCAAUACUAUCUUAAAUUACAGAUACAGUACAAAAUACCUUAGUAAUCCAGUGAAAUGAUAUCCCUAGCUAUCCCUAUUUGACCUGAAAUUGUCAAUCUGGCAACCGGCAAGUUAAAUGCACACACAUUAUAAACUGCACAGUGUUUCCAGUUGCUGUAGUGACAGUGCAGCUUAUAUAUUUUGAAACAGCAGUUUCACAGUUAUGGCAUAUCCUCGUGUUUGGUACUAGGAUUGCACUUGCACUGUGGCCCUCUUCCUUAGUUUUGGUGGGAGAGUGUGACCCAAUGCCCACCCCCCUUUUCCUAAGUUGGCGCUCAUGUACAUUGGUAAUCACUGUUCAUAAUUCUUCUCUUCCACUACUACAGCUAACCGAAUGGUAGGUCUUAAUGAGUGUAGCUCUUUCUGAUGUGUUGUGUGGCUAAUAAAAGCCUUCUUUUAUACCAAUAGCAAGUCUGUGUAGUUUUGUGGACUGUCAGUAUGAAUGCUGAAAAGAAAUGUAGAGCAUUUAGCAUGAAUGAAUAGUGCUUCAUUCUUGAUGGAUAACAGUAGAGCUGUGAUAGUUCUUUUCUUUUUUCUUUCUUUUCUUUUCUGUUCUUUUUUACUUGUUUCAUGUUCACAUACUGUAAUUUAUGUACACUACAAUCAGGGAUGUUGGUUUACCCAUCCUCAUUUGUUGAUUACUUUUUGUUAAUCAUGUUUUUCACCUACCUUUAUUUCCUGUAUGUGCUGUAAAGUAUCGUAAGUACACGUGUAUUCUUGCAAUUCUGUUCGUGGUGACUAGAUUUUAAAUAAAAGCCAGAAAUGUACUAA